UUACGUUCCAAUGGACCGUGCAAACUGCCUGCGGAGAUGGCAGCCAGGUAGAUUAUUGCCAACCAAUUAUUAUUUUGCUAUGGAAAGUGUAUUUACUUCUCAAAUGUGGUAUGUGGCCAUAUGUUUUCAAGUCGUGUAGGACUAAUCAAUGAAAGGGAUACCACGGCGCCUCCCACUCGGUGCAUAAAAACGCCUAUUUCUUGCAUCUCAAAGACAGCGUUUAACGAUACUAACGUUAGUUUACUUGCCUAUGAUAUUCUUUUUGUGCUUCGGAUUGCCAAAUGUGUUAACUACAUUGCUGGGAGGAACCCAGAGUCAACAUAUCCACCCUUUAAAGGACAUGGAGAAAGGGUAACAUCAUGCGCAGUACCGAGAUGAGAGGGCGAAGGAGCAUGUGAAGAUGUCCCUAAAGACUGCUAAAAGAUGGUGCUUUAGACUGUUCGCUGUUGUACUGUUCUUAGUCUCCUACUACUGCUCCCACGUCUUCCUUCAGAGUUAUGGAGGCACCAGCAAGUCUCUUUUGACUCCUAGCAAGUCACUGUGUGGCGGCUGGCUAAAGCAGAAGAAGUGGGAGAGCCUCAAUUUUAACAUUAGCAGACAAACAGAGCUCUUCUUCAAACUGGAUGAUUUCUUCUGGCGACAACAUCAGUCCACAUUAGCGUUGCCCUACGGUAUUAAAGGAAGUGAGUUACUGCUGCUGAGAGUGUUAGCCAUUAUUGCCAAUUACAAAAUGCCGGCCAGCAUUGAUCGUCUAGACUGCAGAACAUGUGCAGUCAUAGGAAAUGGGUUUGCCAUUAAAAACAGCUCCUUGGGGGGCGUCAUCAACGAGUAUGAUGUGGUGAUCCGGCUGAAUGAUGCCCCUGUCAGAGGUUAUGAGGAUGACGUGGGGAACAAGACCACUAUGCGUCUCUUCUACCCUGAGUCGGCCUCCUACAACCCCAGCAUGCACAACGACCCCGACACCCUUAUGGUCCUAGUGCCUUUCAAACAGCAGGACCUCCGCUGGCUCAAAGAGAUCCUGUACGACGAGAAGAGGGUGAGGAAAGGUUUCUGGAAGCCCCCUCCACAGAUCUGGCUGGGCAGGACCAGUCGCAUCCGGGUGCUGGACCCUCACUUUCUUCAUGGGACGGCCAGCAGUCUGCUACAAAUCCCACUUCAACCAAAGAGCAAACAGAAACCGGUACACCCCACUACAGGGAUCCUUGCCGUGUUCGUGGCACUCAACUACUGUGAUGUGGUCCACAUAGCUGGGUUUGGAUAUCCAGCAUCCAAAAACCAGAAGCACCCUAUACACUACUAUGGAUAUGACACUAUGAAAUCCAUGAAGGAUUCCUACCAUGACCUUACCCACGAAGCAGAAGCCUUAAAAAAACUAGAGGAUUCGGGGGCUAUCCUGUACUUACACCCUCACUCCUGACACACACACGCACGGGCACGGUCCAGAAACACCCCCUGUCCCUGACCUAGGAACUUCAUCAAAAUCUGCAAGGAAUUUUCACUGCACUGCUAAUACAUAUACAUAUUUCUUCAGAUCUACACAUGCCUAGAUGGUAGAGGCUAGUGGGUGUUUUAUGGACUAGGCUACUCACAGAUGGCAGUUGUGGACUCUGCUGACAAUAUUGUCCAUACAGUCCAAACAUUAAAAAUAACAAAAUAAUGUCUUUUUUUCCUGAGUUCUGAUUUUAAUUAACUUAAAAAUAUAUAUUGUCUUCGAAAUGGUACCACUGGAUAUUUUAUUGUAUGUAAUACAUUUUUAUUAAAUCUAAAUGAAAAUA
Oncorhynchus tshawytscha (Chinook salmon) is the source of this 1775-nucleotide messenger RNA. RefSeq names its product CMP-N-acetylneuraminate-beta-galactosamide-alpha-2,3-sialyltransferase 4. Bases 401 to 1417 code for a protein of 338 amino acids. Lineage: Eukaryota; Metazoa; Chordata; Actinopteri; Salmoniformes; Salmonidae. Gene Ontology annotation, molecular function: sialyltransferase activity. The transcript has 12 exons. Gene Ontology annotation, biological process: glycolipid biosynthetic process. The record is from RefSeq and is a predicted model, not a curated record.